UCGAAACGCGAGGCGGUAAACAUGUUUUGAGAAAACGAGCUCUCGCCGAACGAACGAAGUCGAACUGCUGAGUCGCGCCAAGUGCCAAGUUCAAAAAUACCAAGUUAGCAAUUACCCACUGCGAGUUGCAAGUUGCAAGUUGCCAGUUGCCAGUUGCCAGUUACGUGUCGAGCAACCGAAUCGCACAAGUAAACAAAAGUGAAAAUCGCAAAACGCAAAGCCAGCUCACACAGGAUUACAGGGCAUCGGGCUGCGGAAAAAGCGAUCGAAAAAUGAAAACCAGAAAGUGACCAAGUCGUGCCCAAACACCGCAACCCGCAAUCCACGGCUAACACAGCUGAGAAAAGUUAAGAAAUCGUUAGAGUUAACCAGCCCACUAGCAAAUCACCAAAAUGCCAGCCACAUCUUCCGUCGUCGCCCUCGCCUGCCUGUUGCUCCUCGCGGCCCAGGCGCAUGCGCAGCAGCAGCAGUGCAACUGGCAGUACGGCCUCUCCACCAUGGACAUCCGGUGCGGCGUGCGCGCCCUGGAGGCCACCUCGGGGUCCCCGCUGGACCUGCAGGUGGCGGAGACGGCCGGCCGUCUGGAGCUGCAGUGCAGCCAGGAGCUGCUGCACGCCAGCGAGCUGGCCCCCGGACUCUUCCGCCAGCUGCAGAAGCUCUCGGAGCUGCGGAUCGACGCCUGCAAGCUGCAGCGGGUGCCGCCCAACGCCUUCGAGGGCCUCCUGUCCCUCAAGCGCCUCGCCCUGGAGUCGCACAACGCGGUCUGGGGCCCGGGAAAGACCCUCGAGCUGCACGGCCAGUCGUUCCAGGGCCUGAAGGAGCUCUCCGAGCUCCACUUGGGCGACAACAACAUCCGGCAGCUGCCCGAGGGCGUCUGGUGCUCCAUGCCCAGCCUGCAGGUGCUCAACCUCACCCAGAACCGCAUCCGCUCGGCCGAGUUCCUCGGCUUCUCCGAGAAACUCUGUGCCGGAUCGGCCCUGAGCAACGCCAACGGAGCCGUCAGCGGCGGCUCGGAGCUGCAGACCCUGGAUGUCUCGUCCAACGAGCUGCGAUCCCUGCCCGACGCCUGGGGCGCGUCGCGUCUGAGGCGCCUCCAGACGCUCAGCCUGCAGCACAACAACAUCAGCAGCCUGGCGCCCAACGCCCUGGCCGGCCUGGGCUCCCUGCGCGUGCUGAACAUCUCUUUCAACCACCUGGAGUCCCUGCCCUCGGAGGCCUUUGCCGGGAACAAGGAGCUGCGCGAGCUGCAUCUGCAGGGCAACGAUCUGUACGAUCUGCCCAAGGGACUGCUGCACCGCCUGGAGCAGCUCUUGGUGCUCGACCUGAGCGGCAACCAGCUGACCAGCCACCACGUGGACAACAGCACCUUCGCCGGCCUGAUCCGCCUGAUUGUGCUGAACCUCUCGAACAACGCCCUGACCCGCAUCGGAGCCAAGACCUUCAAGGAGCUGUACUUCCUGCAGAUCCUGGACAUGCGCAACAACUCCAUUGGCCAUAUCGAGGAGGGCGCCUUCCUGCCGCUGUACAACCUGCACACCCUCAACCUCGCCGAGAACCGCCUGCACACCCUGGACAACCGCAUCUUCAACGGCCUGUAUGUGCUGACCAAGCUCACGCUGAACAACAACCUCGUGAGCAUCGUGGAGUCGCAGGCCUUCCGCAACUGUUCCGACCUCAAGGAACUGGACCUCAGCUCCAACCAGCUGACCGAGGUGCCCGAGGCCGUGCAGGACCUGAGCAUGCUGAAGACCCUGGAUCUUGGCGAGAACCAGAUCUCGGACUUCAAGAACAACACCUUCCGCAACCUCAACCAGCUGACGGGCUUGCGGUUGAUCGACAACCGCAUCGGCAACAUCACCGUGGGCAUGUUCCAGGAUCUGCCGCGUUUGAGCGUCUUGAACCUGGCCAAGAACCGCAUCCAGAGCAUCGAGCGCGGCGCCUUCGACAAGAACACCGAGAUCGAGGCCAUCCGCCUGGACAAGAACUUCCUGACCGACAUCAACGGCGUCUUCGCCACCCUGGCCUCCCUGCUGUGGCUCAAUCUCUCCGAGAAUCACCUGGUGUGGUUCGACUACGCCUUCAUUCCCUCGAACCUCAAGUGGCUGGAUAUCCACGGCAACUACAUCGAGGCCCUGGGCAACUACUACAAGCUGCAGGAGGAGAUCCGAGUGACCACGCUGGAUGCGUCGCACAACCGCAUCACCGAGAUCGGAGCCAUGUCGGUGCCGAACUCCAUUGAGCUGCUGUUCAUCAACAACAACAUCAUUGGCCAGAUCCAGGCCAACACCUUUGUGGACAAGACGCGACUGGCCCGCGUGGACCUGUACGCCAAUGUGCUCUCCAAGAUCUCCCUGAACGCUCUGCGAGUGGCCCCCGUCUCGGCGGAGAAGCCCGUGCCCGAGUUCUACCUGGGCGGCAACCCCUUCGAGUGCGACUGCUCCAUGGAGUGGCUGCAGCGGAUCAACAACCUGACCACCCGCCAGCACCCGCACGUGGUGGACCUGGGAAACAUCGAAUGCCUGAUGCCGCACAGCCGCAGUGCUCCACUGCGCCCGCUGGCCACCCUGACCGCCUCCGACUUCCUCUGCAAGUACGAGAGCCACUGCCCGCCCACGUGCCACUGCUGCGAGUACGAGCAGUGCGAGUGCGAGGUGAUCUGCCCGGGCAACUGCAGCUGCUUCCACGACGCCACCUGGGCCACCAACAUCGUGGACUGUGGCCGCCAGGACCUGGCCACCCUGCCCAGCCGCAUCCCCCUGGACGUGAGCGAUCUCUAUCUGGACGGCAACAACAUGCCCGAGCUGGAGGUGGGCCACCUGACCAACCGCCGCAAUCUGCGAGCCCUCUACCUGAACGCCUCCAAUCUGAUGACCCUGCACAACGGCAGUCUCGCCCAGUUGACCAAUCUGCGAGUGCUCCACCUGGAGAACAACAAGCUGACCACGCUGGAGGGAUCCGAGUUCCGUUCGCUGGCUCUACUGCGGGAGCUGUACCUUCACAACAACAUGCUGACCCACAUCUCGAACACCACCUUCGAGCCGCUGGUCUCCCUGGAGGUGCUCCGCCUGGACAACAACCGCCUGAGCUCGCUGCCAAACCUGCAGUACCGCCACAGCCUGCAGGGACUGACGCUGGGCAGGAAUGCCUGGUCGUGCCGCUGCCAGCAGCUGCGGGAGCUGGCCCAGUUCGUCUCCGACAAUGCCAUGGUGGUGCGGGAUGCCCACGACAUCUACUGCCUGGAUGCGGGCAUCAAGCGGGAGCUGGAGCUCAUGGGCAACCUGGCCAACGGACCCGACUGCUCUGAACUUCUGGACGCCAGUGCCAGCAACAUCAGCUCUUCGCAGGAUCUGGCCGGAGGCUACAGGCUGCCCCUGCUGGCCGCCGUCCUGGUGUUGAUCUUCCUGGUUGUGGUCCUCAUCAUCGGCUUUGUCUUCCGCGAGAGCGUUCGCAUGUGGCUGUUCGCCCACUACGGAGUCAGGGUGUGUGAGCCCCGCUUCGAGGACGCCGGCAAGCUGUACGACGCCAUUAUCCUGCACUCCGAGAAGGACUACGAGUUCGUGUGCCGCAACAUCGCCGCCGAGCUGGAGCACGGUCGUCCGCCCUUCCGCCUCUGCAUCCAACAGCGGGACCUGCCCCCGCAGGCCUCGCACCUCCAGCUUGUGGAGGGGGCCCGCGCCUCGAGGAAGAUCAUCUUGGUGCUGACGCGCAACCUCCUGGCCACCGAGUGGAACCGCAUCGAGUUCCGCAACGCCUUCCACGAGUCGCUGCGGGGUCUGGCCCAGAAACUGGUGAUCAUCGAGGAGACCAGCGUAUCCAGCGAGGCCGAGGACGUGGCCGAGCUGUCGCCCUACCUGAAGUCCGUGCCCUCGAACCGCCUGCUGACCUGCGACCGGUACUUCUGGGAGAAACUGCGCUACGCCAUCCCCAUUGAGCUCUCGCCCCGUGGCAACAACUACACCUUGGAUCACCACGAGCGCUUCAAGCAGCCCGUCUCCCCGGGCAUGAUCUUCCGCCAGGCGCCACCGCCGCCGGCCUACUACUGCACCGAGGACAUGGAGGCCAACUACAGCUCCGCCACCACGGCCACGCCCUCGCCGCGCCCCACGCGCCCUGGAGGAGCCGCUCGCAUCGUGGACUCCAUGCCCAUGCGCCCGCCCUCGGAGCACAUCUACCACAGCAUCGAGUCGGAGUACAGCGCCUACGACCAGCACGAGGCGCUCUCCAUGAUUCCCACGGGCCUGAUGCACCAGCAGCAGCAGCAGUUGCGCCUCCACCAGCAGCAGCAGCAGCAGCGGCUGCUGCAGCCGCAGUUCCGGGCCAUGCCGCAGCAGGCGAUGCCGGUGGCCUCGGCCCCGGUGCACCUGCGCAGUGGCAGCGGACUGAGCCAGGCCAGCACCAGCACCCAGUCGACGGCCCAGGCCUCCACGUCCGCAGCAGCGGCGCAGCAGCAGCAGCAGCAACAGGCAGCUGGCGGCAGCGAGGCGGCCAAUAAGAACGGCCAGGCCUUCCUGGUCUAAAGCUACCCCAAUGGCCAUCUAGAGGGUCCUCGGCGCAGGAGCGGCCAUCUUGAAGCUGAUCGCUUACUGGCGCAAGGACUCGCGGAGAGGAAGCAGAAACAGGAUCCACGCACCACCACACACACAUCCAAAACAAAAGACUUUUCGUAGGCAUUUUGUGGAGACCCCGCAUAUUUAUAUGUAUUUUUUGUGAAGCGUUGCGCCUUUGGAUGCUGUGGUUGUUGACGUUCCGUAGUUGUGUAGCACUGCCAAAAAUAGGGGAAACCGAACACAGAAGACGCACAAGACACGCCCACUACACAUUCAGAUACGAGCAUAUAGGCAUACAUUAUAUAGUUACCAUAAACGUAAACAACAAUUACUAGAAAUGUUUUUCAGAAACACUUUCAAAUUCAAUGUGAUAUAUUAAUUAACUAUAAUUAAAGCGGCACACUAGACUACGGCCCUAACUGUAAUGCGUAGACCUAUUAGUAGUUCUAGCCAGGCGUACAGAACGUAAACCUAAAACUAAACUAAACUAUUGUUAACUACGACUAAGCGCAAUGCUAAACUCACAUUCGUUCGUGUUCGUCGAUUCAUUCAUCCUAGGCUACACGAAACAAUAACUAUUUGAAUAUUCGAUAACUUACGUGUAUAUAGAACAAUCGCAAGGGCAACCACAUUUAGAGCACUUAAUGUAUUUAUGUAUCGUACUGUAUAGAGAUGGCGGAGCUAAAUUAAUUGAAUUAAAUUUACUUAACGACGAAAUGUAUUAUUAAAUUAAUUAUUACAAUUACUUAAAGCGAGCGGAAGAGUAUAUCUGCGGAAUAAAAUGCAAAACAUUACAAAAAUAUUGACAAAAAUUAA
This is a messenger RNA of Drosophila biarmipes, 5363 nucleotides long. It is a transcript of the gene 18w, whose product is annotated as toll-like receptor 7. Bases 393 to 4517 code for a protein of 1374 amino acids. The transcript has a single exon. Gene Ontology annotation, biological process: signal transduction. Lineage: Eukaryota; Metazoa; Arthropoda; Insecta; Diptera; Drosophilidae. The record is from RefSeq and is a predicted model, not a curated record. Gene Ontology annotation, molecular function: protein binding.